Acytostelium subglobosum LB1 is the source of this 1539-nucleotide messenger RNA. RefSeq lists its product as hypothetical. The record is from RefSeq and is a predicted model, not a curated record. Gene Ontology annotation, molecular function: prenylcysteine oxidase activity. The annotation marks the transcript as partial. The transcript is spliced from 4 exons. NCBI's taxonomy places the organism in Eukaryota, Evosea, Eumycetozoa, Acytosteliales, Acytosteliaceae. Gene Ontology annotation, biological process: prenylcysteine catabolic process; prenylated protein catabolic process.
AUGUUUACGAUAAAGAAUCUAUUAUCAUUAGUAGUCGUAGUGGUAGUUAUCAUUUGUAGUCAUUGUCUAGUAGUUGGAGCUGUCAAUCAAGAUGAUAUCAAACCGAUAACACCUAACUUGCAUGUUCAUCAACAUCCACAUGAUGAUCAUGACGCAAGAGUGAGACGUUUCCUAAAGCAAGGUGAUCUAAAGUCGAGGAGGAUUGCAAUCGUUGGUGGUGGAGUAGGUGGAACAAGCAGUGCCUACUUCCUGCACAAACUCCUUGGUACCGAUGCUGAGAUCACCCUGUUUGAGAAGGAAAGCGUUGGAGGACGCACUCGUUCAGUCAACGUGUGUGCAGGCAAGAGUGCAGAGCUUGGCGGCAGUAUCAUCCAUCCAGUCAACGACCAUAUUAAUAACCUGGUGAAGGAACUUCAUUUGGAGACUGUGCGUGUCGAGGACGGUGAGACAUUCGCCAUAUGGAAUGGUCAUGAUAUUGUAUUCCAACAGAGUUCAUUGUUUUCAUUCAUUGACGUCCUAAAGUUACUCUACACUUAUCAUUUAGACCCAAUAACUUUUAAUGGACUACGUAACAAUGUUGUGGAGAGAUUCCUUUCAAGCUAUAAGGAUAAUGAGCCAUUCAAUAGUGUUGAGGAGUUCUUUACUCGUAUUGGUCUACCCAAUAUAACUAGUGUGACUGCCGAGGAGUACUUCACUACAGCGGGCAUUGGCAAGCCAUUCGUGGAAAAUAUUCUGUCAGCUGCCAUCAGAGUCAACUACAACCAAGACUAUGACAAAAUAGCUGCAUUCGCUGCUAUGAUUGCUCUUGUUGGCUCUGAGGAUGGACUCUACAGUAUCAAGGGUGGAAACUAUCUACUUUCUAAGACACUCUUAGAGAGGUCAAAGGCAGCUGUAUUACAGAGAAAUGUAAAGUAUAUCAAAAAGGUUGACCAAGCAUCAGACAAUAAUGAGAAUUCUCCAUCAAGCAUCUUUGAGAUUGGAGUUGACGACAGCAAUGGACAACAGACGUAUGAGUUUGACACUGUGAUCAUCGCAGCACCACUGGAAUUGUCAAAGAUUCAUUUGGAGAACAUGGACCCUACUCUGGCCGACAGGAUUCCCUCUUUCCAAUUCCAAACUGUUCACACCUAUCUGAUUGGCGCCAACUCUAUCAAUCAAAACUAUAUCAAUCAACCAAUAGGUGCCAAUAUCCAAAAUGUCCUGACCUCACACAACUCCAGUAUUCCUUUCUUUGUAGCGGCAAAGAACCCAGCUGGAAAAUGUGAAGAUGGACGACAGGUAUACAAAGUAUUCUCAAGGAAUUCAAUUGAUGAUAGUGUUUUUUCAAGCCUAUUUAUCAACCAUACGCUUCAUGUUAAACAUGAAUGGAAAGCAUAUCCAGUGCUUAGGCCUACCUCUGUGUUCCCACCAAUCAAACUUGACAACGAGUUGUACUAUGUCAAUGCCUUUGAGCAUGCCUGCUCAACCAUGGAGACAGAGGUGUUGGCAAGCAAGAAUGUUGCUCGGUUGAUUGCAAAGUCUUUGAAUAAACAACACAAC